Lates calcarifer (barramundi perch) is the source of this 1107-nucleotide messenger RNA. RefSeq names its product unc-119 homolog 1 (gene unc119b). The transcript has 5 exons. Gene Ontology annotation, molecular function: lipid binding. Gene Ontology annotation, biological process: nervous system development; cilium assembly; lipoprotein transport. NCBI's taxonomy places the organism in Eukaryota, Metazoa, Chordata, Actinopteri, Centropomidae. The record is from RefSeq and is a predicted model, not a curated record. Gene Ontology annotation, cellular component: cilium. The coding region runs from base 107 to 850 and encodes 247 amino acids.
UCCCGUAAACGUUUUACGCCAUCUUGAAAUUACACCCGCAGUUUGUCAAGUCGCUCCCAAAUUGAAAAGCACAGCAACUCUUUUCACUAUUUCCCCGGUGUCCGGAAUGAACGGUUCUCGAAGCAAACCGGCGCAGACAGUCAGCAAGGGACAGGCUAGCGCAGACAGCGGCUCGGAGACGACCCACAGGGAUCGAAAGACUGGUGGAGGAAUGCUGAAGAAACUGAAAUCGAGGCGCAGUCAAACGGAUAAGUGGCCUGUGGUUACAGAGGAUGAACUCCGGGCUCUGGGAAGGGAUAUUUCCCCGGACCAUGUCUUGGGUCUCCGGGUUGUCACGGAGGACUAUCUUUGCAAACCUGAAGACAACAUCUACAACAUUGACUUCACACGGUUCAAAAUCAGAGAUCUGGAGACAGGGACAGUUCUGUUUGAGAUUGCCAAGCCUCCUAACAGUGGUCCUAUGGAGAGUGAAGACGAGGGUGGAGAUGUAGACACCAGUGCAGGCCGUUUUGUCAGAUACCAGUUUACACCAGCCUUCCUAAAACUGCGCACUGUUGGUGCAACUGUGGAGUUCACAGUGGGUGAUCGGCCAAUUAACAGCUUUCGAAUGAUUGAGAGGCAUUACUUCCAGGGGCGCCUUCUCAAGAACUUUGACUUUGACUUUGGUUUUUGCAUUCCAAACAGCCGCAACACAUGUGAACACAUUUAUGAGUUUCCCCAGCUUCCAGACGACCUCAUUCGCCAAAUGGUGGAGCAUCCUUAUGAGACCAGAUCAGACAGUUUCUACUUUGUGGACAACAAACUCAUCAUGCACAACAAGGCAGACUAUGCCUACAAUGGUGGUCUGUAAUACCUGAAGGGAAAAAUGUCUAAUACCUCCCAGGGGAUUGAUUUCUUGGAUUACUACCAUCCAAAAGCUUCUCUUCAGUGGACACUGAAGUAUUCUCUCCUUUGUGGACAUUCCUACAGAAGUGACAGCAUACUUAAGAAUCAACAGACCACAUCUGCCUUGUUACGAAAUCAUGGAUCCAUUCAUCAGUACCUCACAGAGCUCAGUUUCUGGGAUUCUGAGGAAUGUUCUGUUAAAUAUUUCUCUGUUAAAUCUGA